Molecule: messenger RNA, 1615 nt
Organism: Prosopis cineraria
Lineage: Eukaryota; Viridiplantae; Streptophyta; Magnoliopsida; Fabales; Fabaceae
Product: pentatricopeptide repeat-containing protein At1g05750, chloroplastic
Exons: 1
Coding region: 87-1607 (506 amino acids)
Biological process (GO): RNA modification
Molecular function (GO): RNA binding; protein binding
Source: RefSeq, a predicted model, not a curated record
AUUUUGGAUUGAACGAUAUAAAGGCAUGGGAGCAAUUUUUUUCAUUCCAUGAUGCGCUAUUCGAAGGAGGAAAUUUUGUUGCAACGAUGGUUUAUGCGGCCGCAGCGUCUCCAGCAGUACCUGCAAGUCCAGCUCCAAGUGAAGUUCAAUCCACUCGCCGUAACACCAAACACCUCUCUCUCUCUCUCACCAACAAAUUCACUGAUCUCACAGUUGCAUGGACCUCAUCUAUAGCCCUUCGUUGUCGGAAUGGCCAAUUACGUGAAGCUGCUUUCGAUUUCGCUCGUAUGAGAGAAGCUGGAGUGGAACCCAAUCAUAUCACUUUCAUCACUCUUCUUUCUGCUUGCGCUGACUAUCCCUCAGACAGUAUAUCCUUUGGAGCUUCAAUUCACGCGUAUACCCGAAAACUGGGCUUGGAUAUAAAUGAUGUUAUGGUGGGAACUGCGGUGAUCGAUAUGUACGCUAAAUGUGGUCGUGUAUAUUUAGCUAGGCUGGCAUUUGAACAAUUGGAUGGCAAAAAUAUGGUGUCUUGGAACACGAUGAUUGAUGGGUAUAUGAGGAAUGGUGAAUUCGAGAAUGCCAUCGAACUGUUUGAUAAAAUGCCUGCCAAGAAUGCCAUUUCUUGGACAGCUUUAAUUGGGGGAUUUGUGAAGAGAGAUUAUCAUGAAGAAGCACUGGAAUUCUUUCGUGAAAUGCAGCUCGCUGGUGUGGCCCCUGAUUAUGUCACCAUUAUUGCUAUCCUUUCUGCUUGUGCCAACCUGGGAACACUUAGUCUGGGCUUAUGGGUUAAUAGGCUUGUGAUAAAAGAAAAUCUCAAGGACAACGUUAAAGUUUGCAACUCUUUAAUUGACAUGUAUUCUCGAUGCGGAUGUAUAGAAUUUGCUCGUCAAGUAUUUGAGAAAAUGCCCCAACGAACGUUGGUUUCAUGGAACUCCAUAAUUGUAGGAUUUGCUGCUAACGGGCUUGCAGAUGAGGCUCUAAAUUUCUUCUAUUCAAUGCAGAGGAAAGGGUUCAAGCCAGAUGGAGUUAGUUACACCGGAGCUCUCACAGCAUGCAGCCAUGCCGGGUUAAUCAACAAGGGACUCCAAAUCUUCGAUAACAUGAAAAGAGUUCAUCGAAUCACCCCUACAAUUGAGCAUUACGGCUGCGUAGUGGAUCUCUACAGUCGAGCAGGGAGGUUGGAAGAAGCAUUAGAAGUGAUAAAGAACAUGCCCAUGAAGCCCAAUGAGGUGGUACUAGGGUCAUUGCUCGCCGCUUGUAGGACUCAAGGGGACGUUAACUUGGCUGAAAAAGUGAUGAAUUAUCUUGUUGAACUGGACCCCGGUGGGGAUUCCAAUUAUGUGCUUCUUGCUAACAUAUAUGCUGCAGUAGGAAAGUGGGACGGGGCAAGUAAAGUUAGAAGGACCAUGAAGGCUCGUGGAAUACAAAAGAAACCAGGUUUUAGUUCCAUUGAGACUGAUUCAAGCAUUCACAAAUUUGUCGCUGGUGAUAAAUCUCAUGAAGAGAUAGAUUCUAUUUUCUCAAUCUUAGAACUUCUAUCCUUCGAACUGAAACAAUGUGGUUAUAUUUCCAAAUUCACUGCAAAGGAAUCUUAUGAAGAUGAUUAAUUCCUAUA